AACUUGACACAACUACAUAGUUUCUUUCAUAAACUAUUCUUAUUUUGGAUCGAAAUAUUGAUCAAAGUGUCCGAUGGGGAGGGAGUAGGUUUUGAAGGGAACAGCCAACCGGUGCUCUCCUGGGAGCACUGUAAACAACAUGGAAGUAUGUACAUUGUCAUAACAGAAAAACAGUGUGUAUUUUCAUGAUUCACGUAUCCAGGAUAAAGCAUCAAUUAAGGAUCAUGAGAUGAGUGACCCUGGCUUGCCCCCUCGGCCCCGCAGUUUGAACCUUCUUGAAUCUGUUAUCCAGGAGGAGGAGAAAAGGGCUAAGGCGCAGCCAAAUGUUGUAAUACCCGACCCUAGAGACGAGAAUACUGACGGCAGUGGGUCACCUGAGUUCUACGAUACAGAUAAACAACAGAUAGUGAGGGAAAACAGUCUCAGUGCAUCAUUUACUGAAUUCAAAAUGAAGGAUUCUGAGAAAACACCACAGAUUAAGAAGGGCAAUCCCAUUGCUGGUUUUAAGGGAAAGAAAAUGAAGAAACCAAGGUCAAGAUCAAAUUCCAAUGAAAGGUUAACAACAAAGACAAAGAAGCUGCAAAGGCCUUAUUCGGCAGAUUAUAAUAAAUAUAACAGAACUGAAAGUAAUGCAAACAAAGUUAUAAAUGGUAGACCAGGUACUUCCAGGGGAAGAGCUAAAAGUGCAAAGCAAAGGGCUUCUUCUGUUAAAGGUCAAAGGCCAAGGUCACCGCGUAAUUAUUCCUCAGACACUUACUCCUCAUCUGAGGAAUAUACAAGGAAGAAAAAGAAUUAUAGGUCAAGGUCUAGAUCAAGAUCUAGUUCAAGUGAAUCAAGAGAAAAAAAUGACAAACCUGAAUCAGACGACUUUUUUGAUUCAGACAAAGGCAGUGACAGAGAAAAUAAAAAUAGAAAUGACUCAAGAAGACGGGACAGUAGUACCUCUAGUUCAGAUUCAUAUACAUCAAAUGAUGAAGGAAAAAAGGAUAAUGAGUCAUCCAAUGUAAAUGAUAAACAAGCUCAUCGAAAAGGAAGGUCGGAAUCAGAAAGUUCAGAUAACCUGCGCAGAGUUCCAGUUGAAGAUGGGUCAACAUCAUCAUUGAGUAGUUCAUCAGAGGAUGAGAUGGAAAGCAAGAGAAGUGACACAAAACCACCAAGACCUUCCAAAACCAAAGCAACCAAAAAGUUAAAGCCUUUAUUGUCAAGAAAAAAGCGACAAAAUUAUAAAGUUUUUCAAAUAGACCCUGAUCUUUACCUUGAAGGUAAACUUCACCAGAAGUAUAGUGAGCUAGAGGAACUGAUGCAGUGUUCCUUUGUUGACCAGAAAAGUCAUGUGACUCGUCACCAUAUCUACCAGAUGGAGCUUCUCAACGACCAGUACACAGCUGCCAGUCACGGUCACCACUCGUCAGCCACCAUUAUCCCACGCAGUCUUCCGGCAGAUGUGCGAAAUCGCUCACAUCGACCCUCCUCAGCCAAACCAUCUACCAGCAGUCACUAUGGCGAGAGUGACAAAGACUCCAGUGUCUAUGAUCCUGCCUAUGUAACACUACGCAGUGUAAUGACAGCUGAGCAUUUAAGACAAACCAACAGAAUACGCACUGACAUCAAUGCAGAUAGGCCUUCGAGUGCUAAAAAUACCAAAAAGAAGAAAAAGAAAAAGAUUGAAGCAACUCUGAAAUCAAAGAAAUCAGACACAGAAGAAGAUGAUUCAGAGCGACAUAGCUACCCAAGCAGCAAACCGUCUUCAGCAAGUUCUACCCCUCGUGCAACAAAGCCUCACAUCGAUCACCACAUAAAGUACACGGACAAUGAGAAGCUGCGCAAGUGGCUGAAGGAGAAGGACAAGACUUACCGACAAAAGGCGAAGGAGGAGCGACGCAAAAAGAGGGAGGAACGGGAAAAACUUAUAGAAGAGGCCAACGAGAAACUGGAGAAGAGGAUAGAGUCUCAGAAAUAUGUGAAGGUGUGGAUGCGGGAAAAGAACAAGGUGUUGACAAAGAAGUGCCGGGAAGAGAGGCGGCGCGAGAAACAGGAUAUGGAACAGGAGAGGAACCGCAGCAACAGCCUACCUGGUGAUGCUAUGAGGAUACGACCCCAGUCUGCCCCCAUUAAGAGGCCAAAUGACAUCCAUAUUGAUAAACACCAGCUGAAGGGAGAAGAGACACCUGAGCAUGUGCGUCAACAGAUCCACAUGAAGAGAGAGAUAGAUGAAGAAAAUAAACAAGCUGAGAGCCUACAUCAGGAACCGCAUCCGCCACAGACGAAGUUCAUAUAUAAGAGACCGGUGGCAGGAAAGAUUAAACUGAGAAUGGAGGUGAGGGGGAAGAGCCCUACACCGGCGAAAAACAAUGCGGAUAAAGGAAACAAGAGUGAAGAUGAUGGCGAAACAGAUAGGGGCAACCAGGCUAGGAUGUCAUAUGAGGACUGGGUGAAAAAGAAGAGAGAACUAGAUAUAGAAUUGAAGAAACACAAGGCAGCUGAGAAACAGAGAGAACUGGCAAAAUCUGAUCCUGAACUGGAGAGAAUCAUUCCUGAGUUAGGAAAGAGGAGGGUGCAGGAUAAAUUAAAAAUGAGAAAAAGGAUUGAUACUGGAAUAAAGCAUUUUGAUGAGAAAGCUAAUAAAUCAUUUGGUGGUGGUGACUUUGAUGGAGAGGCACCGGAAAGACCAAGAAGUGCAUACAGGUUGGAGAGUGACCGGAGUAACAGUGAUCAGCCUGCACUGACUGUAAAGCAGCUUCAGCGACCUUCCACUGCACCAUCAAGGGGAAGAGUCCCACCUUCCCCAAAAAGGUCAGCAAAGUCUCCUAGGAAGGCAAUUAUACCACAGAGAGUGGACAACAUCAUGAACAAUGAAGACAACACAAACCCCUAUGCCACAGAUGGUGUAGAUGGUUCUAAUCCUUAUUCCAUCCCAUUUACUCCUGAAAAAGGAAUUCCGCAGCACCUUGUUGAAAGACAGAGGAGAAUAUUUGCUGAUGUUGUUACAAAAAACUUGGAUGAAAUUGAGCAGAGAGCGCUAUUGAAUGCAGAGCUUAUUAGGGAAGGUGUUUCUGACGAGGAUAUAGAAAAGUAUAGAAAAGAGAUGGAAGAGGAUAUAACGAGAUACAGUAAUGAGAAUAAUUUAAAUUAUAGCAGUGAACCAAAGAAAUAUGUUCUGACAGGUGGAGGAAGAUUUCCAGAGAAGUAUAUUGAAAGAGAGGAGGAGAAACAUCAACCUAAAAUAACUGAACUCAUGUACUCGCCAAGGGCAAGGACUGAUUCCUCUGAUUCUUCAUCUGAUGAAAGUAUGAAAGAAAAUGUGAAGACAGCUGUCAGUGAGGACAAAAUCAAAGAAGAUGCAAGGGUUGAUCAAGCAAAUGAAGCUUCUGCUAAUAAUGAAGGUAGUGGAAAUGUUGAGCCACCCGUUUUGAGCAGUGCAAGUAACAAUGAAACAGUUAAUGGUAUUGAUGAAGAAGUUACAGCACAUAGUCAUUAUAAGACUUAUGGUAAUUUAAAUGAACUGCAGAUUGAUUCUCCGAGGACUGAACCUGAACCUGACACAGCAAAGAAAGAAGAUGAACAACUACGCAAUGAUAUUGAAAAACUGAAGGAACAAGUGGAACAUCUACAUUUAGAUAAAAUAACUGGUUUAAGUGAUAAUAGCCAAGUGAUUCCAGAUUGUAAUGAGGAACAUAAUAAUGUUCAGGAGAGCGUCACAAUUGUUGCAGAUGUUGAUCCAAGUCUGGUUGGCAUUUUGAAGGAAAGUAAAAGAGAUGAAACCUUUGACUUGAAACCAGAAUUGCAUGAAAGUACUGAAUUUCAACACAGUGAAACAGGUGGAAAAGAUGAUGAUGAGAAUGAAGCAACAUCACCAAGGGAAGACUUGAAUGGCAGCAUGAAGAAGCGUGUAUCAUUCAAUGAACACACAGAAGUGUUCCAGUCUUUUGAAUCCAAUAGUACAGACACUGUUACACCUGAACAUGAGGAGUUUGAUCCAAAAGCAGAGAGCCUUGAUGCACAAAGUCAUGCUUGUGCAGAUGAUUUUGAGAAUGGAGGAAAGGAAGAAACGAAUGAAGUUGUAAGUGAUGAAAAGGAGACAAUUGGAGAGAGUACUGGUGCAGUUUUUAUUACAAACCCUGAUGAGGAAACAAGUGCUUAAAUUAUUAUAUAGCAUUUGGAAUUGUAGGACAAAAUUGAUUGCCUUAGAAAUGGGGAUGUUGGAUGUUAUAGGUCUGUUAAAUCUGUCUCAAUGUAAACGUUUCAUUUGUCAUUAAAUAUUCUACAUAUCAGAUCUUAUUGUUCCAUAAAUAGGUUUCAAUGUAUUCCAUAGUUACUGAACAACUUAAUUUACAGUUAAGGUAAAAGUGUACAUACAAUGUAAUUGCCUUCUUGACUCAGUAAAGGACUUAAGUUUACUGGAACAAGAAAAUGUACAGAUAUUUCGAGGCUGUUUUAACUUGGAGAAGUUAGAUUUUAUAUUGUGAGUGUGAACUUUUUUUAUAUGUUUUUCAUUCUUUUCACAGAGAUUUUGUUUAACUAGAAUAGCUCCUAUUAAAUGAUUUAGACAUAGAUAAUUUAGGCUUUUAGCAUUUUAUACCAACUUCUACAGAUGCUGUUAAACUUUUAUGGUGAUGGCUGCUAUUAAGGCUUUUGUAUAAUUUUGUACCGUAGUUCUUGAAGUUCUAUUUAUAAUGCUUACUGUGAUAUUCUGUUUUAAGUUUACAUGAACGAUACCACAAUUUAAGGUUAUCAUCUUAUUAUGUCAACUGAGUUUAUAAAAAAAUCUGUGAUAUAUAUCAUAUUUGUACAAAAUACAUGUCAUUGUAUUUAACUAUUCAGCUUUUUAAUGAUGUAGAAUUAAAUCCAUAGUCAUUUACAUUCAUUAUUUAACAUUUAAUAUCCAUUGUAAUAAGUACAUUAGCUUUUUCACAUUUUUAAUACCCUUACAAAAUACAUCGUCAACAAUGCUGUAAUGAUAGUAUUCAUAGGGCUUAGUAAUACAGGAUAUGCAAGAUUUAUAUUAACUAUUUAUGCAAUAAUGCAACCAUUUUUUUUUUUAUAAUCAGAUUUUUGUUGGUUUAAGAUAUUUUAUUUUAGAGUAUAUUACACUUAAGCACCACAUGGCAUUUCUUUGUCAUGAAGUACAGAUUGUAAAAGUUUAUUACAGAUUGUAAGUUUAUUAGAAUGUGGAAUAUAAUACCAAAAAUGCCUUCCCGCCCGUGGAGUUUGAGCUGGGUUCAAUAUUGCUAUCAUUAAUGGUACUCUCAUUUUACAUUUAUACAGAUAAGGUAAUUAAUUUGCUAUGGUAUUUUAAUAAUUGUAGUAACGGUAUAAUUUAUAUGAGUAUUAAAGUAUAAAAACAGUU
Mya arenaria is the source of this 5347-nucleotide messenger RNA. RefSeq names its product axoneme-associated protein mst101(2)-like. The transcript has 5 exons. The record is from RefSeq and is a predicted model, not a curated record. Lineage: Eukaryota; Metazoa; Mollusca; Bivalvia; Myida; Myidae. Bases 230 to 4141 code for a protein of 1303 amino acids.